Messenger RNA from Lodderomyces pseudojiufengensis, 1029 nucleotides. RefSeq lists its product as uncharacterized. Gene Ontology annotation, biological process: meiotic DNA double-strand break processing; meiotic DNA double-strand break formation; reciprocal meiotic recombination. The record is from RefSeq and is a predicted model, not a curated record. Lineage: Eukaryota; Fungi; Ascomycota; Pichiomycetes; Serinales; Debaryomycetaceae. The coding region runs from base 1 to 1029 and encodes 342 amino acids. Gene Ontology annotation, molecular function: DNA topoisomerase type II (double strand cut, ATP-hydrolyzing) activity; DNA binding. Gene Ontology annotation, cellular component: nuclear chromosome. The transcript has a single exon.
AUGUCACAAGAAUUAAUCUCAAUCCCAAUUGUGAAUAUUGACAGAUCAAAAAAGAAGACAAGUCCAUAUGACACUGUUAUGAGUAUUGCAACAACUGUUUGGCUUUUUUUAAAGUUGUAUUCAGAUUUUGAUGUCAGGGUUCAAGGUAUUAGGAAAAAGCCGAGUGAAAAACUAAGAUGGUUACUAUUGAUUCAAUCACUUGCAUCACUCAUGAGUACUGAAUCUAAAAUUGCUGCUCGUAAAAUAUAUUAUCAAUUUUCACAUGUUUGGGGUCAAUUUUUCGAUUGUUAUAAUUAUUUAAAAAAUUUUGCUAUAAUAUUUGAUUAUGAUUUGUUAUCAGAUUUGAAUAUUUACUUUGAAAGCUCUGCUAAAAUCUACUCAGAUUUAGUUCCAGGUUUGAAUUACAAAUUGGACGAUGAUUACGCUACAAAAUUCAAAAAGAUUGGUGAAAUUGAUGGUCCAGUUGCAGUAAUUAUUUUGGAAAAAAAUUGUAUGCUUAGGCUGAUGAAAAAUUAUGUAGAAUAUUUUCAGGAACAACAAAUUAGUGGUCAAAAAGUAUGGACCAAUUUCAUCAUUAUAAGUGGUUCUGGUUUUCCAGAUCUGUUGGUACGUCGAUUUUUACAAUUUAUAUCAAGUUCAGGUACAAAGUUAAAACCAAUUGUUAUUACUGAUUCCGAUCCUUAUGGCCUUCAUAUCUAUUUAACUUACAAAAGAUACUUAGAAUCAGUGAAAUAUGUUAGAAUCAAAGAUGCUUUUUACAUAGCAGCCAAAUUGGAGUACAAACCAUCAAAUACUGUCAUAUUAGAAAAUUUAAAAAGAAGAGUUGAUAUUGACAAAAUUAUUGUUGAAACUGCUAAUGACAUGUUAAAAACUAAGGAAUGUAUGUCGUUAGAUAAGCAUAGACGUCUUCCGUUGCACAUUUAUGAAUUAGUGUUAUCUGAAAAAUUUGUUACUGAAUUCGAUAAUGCAGAGUAUUUUGAAUUGGAAAUAAAUCCAGGUUUCUUAAAAGAGGAAUUAACUCAAUAUUGA